Messenger RNA from Plasmodium gonderi, 1035 nucleotides. Its product is annotated as variable surface protein. The transcript has 3 exons. NCBI's taxonomy places the organism in Eukaryota, Apicomplexa, Aconoidasida, Haemosporida, Plasmodiidae. The coding region runs from base 1 to 1035 and encodes 344 amino acids. The record is from RefSeq and is a predicted model, not a curated record.
AUGACAGAUGUUGAUGUUGUGGACGAGGAUAUUAAUUUUGAAGAAAUGUUUCCUAAAUAUAUUUAUGAUUAUAAUUCAUAUAUUAUAAGUGAAAGACUUAAUCUAGCUUUCAAAUAUGUACCAGUGUGUAAUGAGAUUAAUAAAAAGAUAAACCCUAAUGGUUGGAAGAAUCAAUUAAAUUUUACGCCGGAUUGCAGGAAUCUUAGUCUCUUUUUACAUCAUAUAAAAAAUAUUAGUGAAAAUGAGAAAAAAGCGAGGUGCAAAUAUUUCAAUUAUAAGCUAAAGGAUCUAAUUACAAAAAAUAAAUGUACCUGUAACCCAGUGUCAAAAUGUUACGAAAAUAUGAUAGCGGAAAAGGGAGCUUAUAUGACGGUGCCUAACAUAUGUAAAACCUAUGUUGAUGAUCUUCCAAUUCUGGAUGGUUAUUCAUUUACAGUAUUCCAACAUCUCGAUGAUCUAUAUAAUGUUAUUUUUCAUAUAAAUAUAGAUAAAAAUAAAUGUCAUUUUUAUAAUAAUUUAUUUUAUAAAUAUAUUACAGUAUUAAGAAAUUAUACAUAUGAAAAUAAGAAAAUACAUAGUAAUUUAAUUGAUAAAGUUAUAUUAGAAUUUCAAAAGGUUUGCAGUGGCUAUGUAACACCUCCAGCAGGUUUUGAACUUGUAAAACGUGAAUCUGAAAAUCAUAAUACUUUGAACCAUAAAUCUGUGAAAUCUGAAUCUGUUAUAUCAACGGCCGGGAACCCUGAUCGCAUUUUCAUUAAACAUGAGAAUCAUGAUGCAUUAUAUGAUUCCUCUGGGACCAGUACAGGGAUAAGCACGGGUGUGGUAAUUAUAACAUUUUUAUUAAUGUCAUUCCUUUUGUACAAGUAUACCCCAUAUGGGUCAUUGAUACAAAUGAAAGUAAAGAAGUUAAUGAAAUGUUUAAACAAUGAAAAUGAAGAUGAUGUAAACUUAAUAGAAUCAUUUGAACGAAAAUACAAAAAUUCAAUUGAUGAAAGUUAUAGAAUAGCUUAUACCACUGAAGAUUAUUAUGAAUAA